AGUCGGGGCGAAGGAACUGGAAGGUGUGUUUUCUGUCGCGAGCUUUGGGAACAUAAGGGGAUGCACUGGUUAUUUUAUGCUGUAUAGGAUGAGUAGAAACAACACUAGCGUCACAAAAUUAGCGUGAAAUGAUAUUUGAUAUACAUAGAUGAGCUAGUAUUCUGGUAAACAGGCGUUUUAAGAAUUCACUUUCUUGCAUUACUUGUUUUUAAGUAGGUAGGUCUAUAUAAAAAUAAUACUUACUCACUCGAGUGGACAAUAUCACAACAAGUACGAACAUAAGAUAUCAUGCCGAUGGCUUUUUUGUGUGUGAAAAAGUCUCCUUUUUCAGGCCCUUGCCUAUAGCAAACAAACAUGCACCACAAGCAAACCUUAGAGAGAAAAUGGUUUCGAUUACCGCUAUCGAAAAGAGGAUGCUGGCGCAUUACGGAAGGUGCAACUCAUUCAACGAUAAAUUCAACAGAGGGCCUCAGUUCCUUUUAAUUAGUUUUCGAAUUAACGAUCUGGGGAGAGGAUACAGUCACGGUGGGGACGAUUUGGUGAUUCAGGUGAAUGGUGACUGGUGAUCAUUCAUCUUUUCACUUAUUGCGGAAACAACUGAGCGUAAUAUUGAGCGUUGCUUAUUGAAGAUAAAUGCGAAUACGAAAUCUGGAGUGACGAAGUAAGGUGACCAUUGCUGAGAAGAGGACACUGAUCGUGAUGAAAGUGGGCGAGGCAGAGUUGAUGUAAGCAUCGCAAGAUUUACGCCACAACACUGGCGUAGAAAACGUCAGUUAAAAUCGUAGAGUGGUGAAGUAAGCGAGUGUUUUCUGCGUGUGAAAAUUUUGAAGCAUCAGUGAUUGAAAGGAACGUAAACUUUGUGAAGAGAUCAUACUCUCGAAUUAAAACGAUCGAAAACCAGCGAAUAGCAAAGCCCCCACAUCACCCAUCUUUCAAGAGGAGCUCUUCAUCCCAACUACGUCAUUUGACGUCAUCCGUAUACCACAAUGGAGAAAUACGAGAGUUUGGGUGUAGUCGGCGAAGGGUCGUAUGGAAUCGUCAUGAAAUGUAGGCAUAAGGAGACUGGGCAGAUCGUCGCCAUCAAGAAGUUCAUGGAAGGAGAUGAAGACGCCCAAGUGAAGAAAAUCGCUAUGAGGGAGGUGCGAAUGCUAAAGCGUCUUCGUCACGAGAAUCUGGUCAACCUCCUGGAGGUAUUCCGUCGAAAGCGCCGCCUCUGCCUCGUGUUUGAGUUCGUUGAGAGUACCGCUCUGGACCUGCUGGAGGCCCGAUCCAGUGGAGGUCUGGAUCCAGAGGCGGUCAGGAGUUAUACGUUCCAGCUGCUGAGGGCACUGGAAUUCUGCCACGCCCAAAAUAUCAUUCAUAGAGACAUCAAACCAGAAAACGUCCUGAUCUCCGGUCUGGGAGUGCUGAAGCUCUGCGACUUUGGCUUUGCGCGACCUCUAGCGGGUCCCGGUGAAAACUGUACUGACUAUGUCGCCACUAGAUGGUACAGGGCUCCGGAGCUACUGGUUGGAGAUACACGCUACGGACGGGAAGUAGACGUGUGGGCGGCAGGAUGUCUGUUCUCCGAGAUGCUGACAGGAGACCCCCUGUUUCCCGGCGAUAGUGAUAUUGAUCAACUCUACCAGAUCAUUCAGACAACAGGUCCCCUCUCGAAGGCCCACCUGGAGCUGCUGACCCACAACCCGGCCAUGUCGGGUCUCCGACUGAGUCCGGCCGUGCGGCCACGGUUCGCCGUGAAGUUCCCGAGCUGGCCCCAACUGCAGGUGGCGUUUCUUCAG
Messenger RNA from Amphibalanus amphitrite, 1781 nucleotides. RefSeq names its product cyclin-dependent kinase-like 2. Gene Ontology annotation, molecular function: ATP binding; cyclin-dependent protein serine/threonine kinase activity. The annotation marks the transcript as partial. Lineage: Eukaryota; Metazoa; Arthropoda; Thecostraca; Balanomorpha; Balanidae. The record is from RefSeq and is a predicted model, not a curated record. The transcript is spliced from 6 exons. Gene Ontology annotation, biological process: protein phosphorylation. Gene Ontology annotation, cellular component: nucleus.